AUGGAUGUGCCUCGCCCGACCAGCCGAGUCGAAAUUGUAGCAGCAAUGCGCCGCGUUCGUUAUGAAUUUAAGGCGAAAGGAGUUAAGAAGCGCAAAGUUACAGUUGAUGUAUCGAUAGAUGGCGUGCGCGUAACUACGCGUACCAAACACACCAAGAAUAAGAAGGGUUCGAAGUUCUUCAGCCGCAACAGAAACACGACUAAUGAGUGCAUCGAAAUUAUGCACCACCCGAUUUAUCGCAUAUUCUACGUUUCACACGAUAGUUCCGACCUGAAGAUUUUCUCCUACAUCGCAAGAGAUGGCGCCACUAACGUUUUCAAGUGCAACGUUUUCAAGAGCAGCCGCAAGAUCAUUGACGUCAUAAUGGCGCGCUUAGCAGUUUUGGGAAAUCAAACAUUGUAA
This is a messenger RNA of Melitaea cinxia (Glanville fritillary), 402 nucleotides long. RefSeq names its product carboxyl-terminal PDZ ligand of neuronal nitric oxide synthase protein-like. Bases 1 to 402 code for a protein of 133 amino acids. The transcript has 4 exons. Gene Ontology annotation, molecular function: nitric-oxide synthase binding. The record is from RefSeq and is a predicted model, not a curated record. NCBI's taxonomy places the organism in Eukaryota, Metazoa, Arthropoda, Insecta, Lepidoptera, Nymphalidae.